Trifolium pratense (red clover) is the source of this 1659-nucleotide messenger RNA. RefSeq names its product gibberellin 2-beta-dioxygenase 8-like. NCBI's taxonomy places the organism in Eukaryota, Viridiplantae, Streptophyta, Magnoliopsida, Fabales, Fabaceae. The transcript has 4 exons. The record is from RefSeq and is a predicted model, not a curated record. The coding region runs from base 358 to 1389 and encodes 343 amino acids.
GGUAAUUAAAUCAUCAUUCAUAUAUAAUCAUAAAGAAGCAAUGUUCAUUCAUUCAUUCAUAUAUUUGUCCACUCUAUAUCAUGAUGUAACGUUUUGCCGCGUGUUAUCUUCUUCAACCAUAUACUCAUGAAUUAAUUCUAGUGCUAUUAAUUCCACACUUCAUGGAUGCCUAUAAAUAUGCAACUCACCAUUUCAUCAAAACCAAUAUAUAUCACUGCUUCAAACCAUAUAUCUCAGCUUCAACCAUAUAUAUCACUUUCAAAAAAAAUUAAGCAAUAUCCAAAUUAACCAUAAGGUUUCCAUAAUCUUCAUUUGAUCAAAGUCAAAGCACUCUUACAGUUGGAAAAGUUCCAAAUUAUGCAGAUUUUCAAGAGCCUCAUCUCAAAAAUGGAUCAUGAACCUCCUUUUUUCAAGACAUACAAGAAACUCUUGAAAAAAAACCUUGGAGAAAGUUCAGAAAAUGAUGAAGACUUGUACUCAAUGGUGGAAAGAAGUAAGGAAUUACCUUUGAUUGAUCUUGAGAAGUUAAAUCAUGAAGAUAAGAGAGAAGAAUGCAUGAAAGAGAUAAGUGAAGCAGCUAGUGAAUGGGGUUUCUUUCAAGUUAUUAAUCAUGGAAUUCCAAAUGAGAUUCUAGAGAACAUGAUAUCUGAGCAAAAGAAAUUGUUCUAUCAGCCUUUUGAGGAUAAAUUAUGUGCAGAAGCUGUUUUUAAUUUGUCUGAGAAAACAUAUAGAUGGGGGAAUCCAUGUGCAAAUAAUCUAAGACAGCUUUCUUGGUCAGAAGCUUUUCAUUUUACUUUGGCAGACAUACCAAAUAUGGACCAACACAUAACUCUAAGAUCAUGCCUUGAAAGUUUUGCAACAAGAAUGGCCACUCUUGCUGAAAAUUUGGCGGAGAUUCUUGCCCUCAAAUUGAAUAUGAAAUCAAACCAUUUUCAAGAGAAUUAUUUGCCACCAAGUUCUUUCCUUCGACUCAAUAGAUAUCCUCCAUGUCCUAUAUCUUCAAAGGUGUAUGGUCUUUUGCCUCAUAGUGACACAAGUUUCCUUACCAUACUUAAUCAAGAUAGUGUUGGGGGCAUGCAAUUGAUGAAAGAUGGAAAAUGGGUUGAUGUCAAGCCUAAUCCUAGAGCUCUUGUUAUUAAUAUUGGUGAUUUAUUUCAGGCAUUGAGCAAUGAUGUUUACAAAAGCAUAAAACACAGAGUAGCUGCUUCUGAAGAGGUAGAGAGGUUUUCUACCACAUUUUUCUAUUGCCCCAACAAUGGUGCAGUUAUACAAAGUGAAAACAAGCCAGCUGUAUAUAAGAAAUUCACUUUGAGGGAAUAUAGAAAACAGACUCAGAAAGAUGUCAAGAACACAGGUGACAAAGUUGGUCUCCCUAGAUUUGUUCUUUAGAAGUGUAUGUGGGAGGAUUUAGAUUGAUGAUAAUAAAUUUAAGUCAUCAAUUUGUAGUAUUGUUUUAAGAAAUGGAAAAUAAUUUGGAAUUGGAUCAUCUUCAGCUACUGGAGGGUCCUGCGCAAAUCUCAGUUAUUGAUUUUAAUUUACUAUAAUGGUCAACGAUACAUAUAAUUCAGAUUAGUGCAUCCAGUAAGUGUUUCUUCAUGAAGAGAAUGGUAGGAGAGAAUCUAAAUCUAAACAAUAGAAAUAAACUCUCUUCAGCUACAA